AUGCGCUGUGUCACCGAUCAAGGAAAGAGCCAAAGAUGUCGACUCGGUCAUGUGAUCAGCUGUGUCCAAUCACAGCUGAUCACAUGGCACUGAUGAUCAGUGUGCCCUAAUGAUCAGUGUAGCCCCAUCAGUGCCACCUGUCAGUGUCCAUCAGUGCCUUAUCUCAGUGCUCAUCAGUGCCUCGUGCCAGUGCCCAUCAGUGCCAUAUCAGUGCCACAUAUCAGUGCACAUCAAUCCCACAUAUCAGUGCUCAUCUGAGCUGCCUUUCAGUGUUACCCAUCAGUGCCAGUCAGUGCCACCUAUGAAUGUCAAUCAGUGCCACCUAUCAGUG
Staurois parvus is the source of this 331-nucleotide messenger RNA. The record is from the annotation of a GenBank genome assembly. Lineage: Eukaryota; Metazoa; Chordata; Amphibia; Anura; Ranidae.